Molecule: messenger RNA, 804 nt
Organism: Stereum hirsutum FP-91666 SS1
Lineage: Eukaryota; Fungi; Basidiomycota; Agaricomycetes; Russulales; Stereaceae
Product: DNA/RNA non-specific endonuclease
Exons: 7
Coding region: 1-804 (267 amino acids)
Biological process (GO): apoptotic DNA fragmentation
Cellular component (GO): nucleus; mitochondrial inner membrane
Molecular function (GO): single-stranded DNA endonuclease activity; nucleic acid binding; metal ion binding
Source: RefSeq, a predicted model, not a curated record
AUGAUAGGACCCAUCUCAGACCAAUUCGUCAGAAAAGCCUAUGUGGCGGCGUACGACCGUCGUUUACGCCACCCAGCCUGGACAGCUGAGCAUCUAACCCUUGCAUCUCUCGGCAAAUCUGCCCUCGAAGGACCACCUCCAAACAGCGAAACCGGAGACCGUCAAAAGGCCACAUUCCAGGAAGACACGAGCAUCCCUCCUCCUUUCCGCGCACGGUUGCAAGACUACUUUAGGAGCGGAUAUGACAGGGGCCAUAUGGUACCGGCGGCGGACGCAAAGCGGUCACAGGAAGCGAUGGACGAGACUUUCCUUCUCUCAAAUAUCGCACCACAAGUCGGCGCUGGUUUCAACAGACACUACUGGGCAUAUCUAGAAGACUGGUGCCGCCGGUUGACAACCUCCUUCGCCGAUGUCUACGUAUUCACGAUCCCUCUUUACCUCCCUCACCGCGAACCCGACGGAAAAUGGCGCGUGAGCUACGAAGUCAUCGGCAACCCACCCAACAUCGGCGUCCCCACCCACUUCGCAAAAGUCGUCCUCACCUCCCGCCCAUCCUCGCCCUCGACACCAAACAUCCCCGAGAUCUCAACGGGCGCGUUCGUCCUCCCGAACGCGAUCAUUCCAGAUGACGCGCCGUUGGAGAGUUUCGUUGUUCCAGUGGACACGGUGGAACGCGCCGCGGGCCUCACAUUGUUCUCGGACGCGCUCAAGACGGGCUCAAAACAUAUCUGCAAGUCGACGAAGUGCGAAGUUAUCGUGCGGAGAUUUGAUGAUGCGCAAAAGAAGAUCAAAGGGCCUCGGUGA